CCCGCCAAAACAUCUAUCGGCAUAUAUGCAGGGGUAAUAGCAGUUGCUAGGAUUCCAACAAUGGAUUUGGUUACCGAUGGAGAUGUAAUAAAGGCUUCGAGGGAAAUCCAUACGAUCUGGAAGGUUGCCGAGAUAACACCCAUAAUUGCAUCAGUGAACAUCAUUGCCGUGAAACUGAAGGGUCGUUCGAGUGCUUUUGUCCUGCUGGGGAAUCUGGAGAUGGAAAAAGGGAAGGUAAAGGAUGCCACCGAACCCUUGUACUUACCAAGGGUGCAAUAAUUGGUUUAGGCGUUGGACUUCUAAUCCUGAUUGUAGGAGCUUUUUGCAUAUACCUGAGGUAUCUGAAAAGGAAACUAAUCAACUUGAAAGACAAGUUCUUAAAAAAAAUGGUGGUCCCAUUUUACAACAAAAGCUUUUAAAUGCUAAAAUCUUCACAUUAGAGCAACUUAUUAAGGCCACCAACAACUUUGAUGAGAGACUAAUCAUUGGUAAAGGACAUAUUAGUACGGUUUUCAAAGGAAUUUUGUCCAAUAAUAGGGUUGUUGCUAUCAAGAAGUUCAGGGAACUAGAUCAGAACGUAAUCGAGGAAUUCAUUGAUUGGUUGGUUCUUCUAGAACAAAUCAGGCAUAGGAAUGUGGUCCCCAUCUUGGGUUGUUGUUUAGAGAGUGAAGUUCCUUUACUGGUUUAUGAAUUUUUCAAUAAUGGUACCGUUUUUGACCACCUACACAAGGAAGAGAAGAUCAACUUAUCAUGGAAAACUCGUCUACAGAUAGCAACAGAGGCAGCUAGAGCUCUAGAUUAUUUGCACUCAGGUGCCACAAUACCAAUUAUCCACUCAAAGGUCUCAAGUGGCAAUAUUCUCCUUGAUGACACUUAUACUGCCAAAUUAUUGUUUGAUUUUAGGAAUCUAAGUUUGAGUUCGAUGCAUGAAAUUGGACUAGAUCUUUAUUAUUUGGACCCAGAGUAUAUUCACACGGGCCAACUUACUGAGAAAAGUGAUGUGUAUGGUUUUGGUGUCGUUCUCGCCGAACUGAUAAUAGGGGAGAAAACAAUUCAUGUUGAGAAACCAGAUGGAGGAUUUCCCUUUCUUGCUAAGCAGUUCAUCUUAACCUUGGAAAAGAAUUGCUGGCUUGAUAUUCUUGAAACUGGGAUUGUGAAUAAAGAAAAUGAAGACGAAUUCAUCCAAGUUGCUCUACUUGCAGCAAAGUGUUUGAGACUUCAUGCAAAAGAAAGGCCUAGCAUGGGAAUGGUUGCAAUGGAGUUGAAGAAUAUAAGACAGAAGCAUCAAAUCAAACACAAUUCAGACCUAAGUUUGACCAAGAGUCUUCGCUUGUUUGACGAUCCAUCUGGCACAUUUGAGCAUGGCAGUAGUAGCACUAGCAGUGUCCAAAACAGUGGCUACGAAUCGUGUACCGAUUCAAUGCAAGAUGGAUUGUAUUCAGUAAUAUAAAUAACACUCUAGAAGAUUUAUCAAUAAAAAAUUUAUUUAUGGUAAUGAUUUAA
Messenger RNA from Arachis ipaensis, 1503 nucleotides. NCBI's taxonomy places the organism in Eukaryota, Viridiplantae, Streptophyta, Magnoliopsida, Fabales, Fabaceae. The record is from RefSeq and is a predicted model, not a curated record.